AUGGGUAAAACACAAUACACCCAAAAAUUCAGGGAAGAAUGGCUCACUGAUCCAUUAUUUAAAGAUUGGUUGAUGAAGAUCGAACUAGAUCAAAAUAAAGCUAGAUGUAGGUUUUGCAAAACUGAGGUAGUCGCUAAACGGUAUGAUCUAGUUCAACACACAAAAACCAAAAAACAUAUAGAGGCUUCAAAAGCAUUUGCAACCUCAAGAUCCAUAGCAAAUUAUGCAAAACCUACUUCAUCAAAAACAAGUGACGCAGAAGGUACGUUAGCAUUGUUUAUAGCAGUUCAUUGUUCCAUUCUUACAUGUAAUCACUUAGGAAUUUUGUGUGAAUCUAAAUUUAUUGAUUCUGAAGCUGCUAAGAAUAUUAAACUACAUAGAACAAAGUGUACUAACAUAAUAAUAAACAUUUUGUCUCCACAUUUUGAAACAAGUCUGCGUACAAGCAUAGGUAAUCAGCCAUAUAGCAUUYUAGUAGAUGAGUCGACCGAUAUAAGUGUUACAAAAUAUUUAGGAAUUACCAUAAUGUAUUUCAAUAAGGACUUAGGACAACUAACUUCUACAUAUCUGGCUUUAAUUGAAAUGGAGUCUUGUGAUGCUGAAGCUAUCACAACUGGUAUAAAAACAACUUUAAAAAACAAAGGAUUGGAUCUGUAA
Diuraphis noxia (Russian wheat aphid) is the source of this 657-nucleotide messenger RNA. RefSeq lists its product as uncharacterized. The record is from RefSeq and is a predicted model, not a curated record. Lineage: Eukaryota; Metazoa; Arthropoda; Insecta; Hemiptera; Aphididae.